AUGUCAGCAAAGACGAAGAACACGGGCCGUGAGACCUCGCACAGAGACCACAGCCUGAAACUUCUCGGUCGAGUAUAUACCAGUCAGAAGAUGAACGAGCAGGUUCCUCUCGGAUCCGGCAUUCUCUUCUCGUACCCUGAGUUGGCCACUAUUUCCGGUGUCCAGGGCAUGAUCGUCUACGCUCUCGCGUCUUCGCUGCCCAUGCUCAUCUUUGGGUACCUUGGCCCUAUCAUCCGACGACGAUGCCCUGAGGGGUUCGUCCUCACCGAGUGGACUCGCCAGCGAUAUGGUAUUAUCACUAUGCUGUAUCUGAGCUUCAUGUCUCUUGUGACCUUGUUCUUGUACAUGGUUGGUGAGCUGUCGGCUAUCGGACAGGUUGUGAAUGCCAUGACUGGCCUCAAACCUCUUCCGAUUAUGAUCGUUCAGUGCGCUGUCACAACUAUCUAUACCUCUCUCGGUGGAUUCAGAAUCUCGUUCAUCACCGAUGUUGCCCAAGGUACCAUGGUUAUCGGGCUCGUCAUUAUCGCCGCCAUCACCAUUGGCGCAAAGACUGAGAUCCAACGACCUCUCAUCGAAGAGUCUGGUCUUACCAAGUCCAACCUCCUCGGCUGGCAGCUUCUGUACAUCCUUCCUGUUGCUGUUUUGACCAACGACUUCUUCCUCUCCUCCUUCUGGCUCCGAACCUUUGCCUCCAAGACUGACAAGGAUCUUCGAAUCGGUACCACCAUUGCCACGAUCGUUAUCCUGUGUAUCCUCACUCUUGUUGGUUCCACUGGUCUGAUCGCCGUUUGGUCCGGAGCUCUGUCUCUCGAGGACGCAGCUGGUUCUGGAUCAGUGGCCUUCUUCGUGCUUCUCGAGACCCUUCCCAGCUGGGUUGUCGGCAUUGUCCUUGUUAUGGUCGUCACCAUGAGCACAGCUGCCUUUGACAGUCUUCAGUCUGCUAUGGUAUCCUCCGGUUCUAACGAUCUCUUCCGCAACAAGCUCAACAUCUGGUACAUCCGUGCCUUUGUCGUCCUCAUCAUCAUCCCCGUCAUCGUCAUUGCUCUCAAGGCCCCCUCCGUUCUUCAGAUCUGGCUCAUUACCGAUCUCAUCUCCGCCGCUACAAUUCCCGUCCUGGUAAUUGGUCUCGUCGAUAAGUUUUACUGGUGGCGUGGCUUUGAGGUCGUUGUCGGCGGCCUUGGAGGUAUCCUGACCGUGUUCAUCUUUGGAUGUGUCUACUAUGGUAACGCUCAGGAGGCCGGUGAGCUUCUUCUUGUGCAGAAGGGUCUCUACGGCAAUGACUGGAGUGCCUUUGGUGCUUUCGUUGCUGCCCCUGUUGGAAGUAUCCUCUGGGGCUGUGGUGCUCUCGCCCUCCGUCUUUCCUACCAGUACAUGUCUGCCAAGAUUCGAGGGCAUCGCUUUGAUGCUCUUGAUCGCCCCGUGGACCCUCGUCGUUCGAGCACCGAGGAGGAUGUUCCCACUGAGAACCUCGUUUCUUCGACCCCUGGCAAGUUCUUUUAA
Molecule: messenger RNA, 1500 nt
Organism: Fusarium musae
Lineage: Eukaryota; Fungi; Ascomycota; Sordariomycetes; Hypocreales; Nectriaceae
Exons: 3
Coding region: 1-1500 (499 amino acids)
Biological process (GO): transmembrane transport
Cellular component (GO): membrane
Molecular function (GO): transmembrane transporter activity
Source: RefSeq, a predicted model, not a curated record